Messenger RNA from Plectropomus leopardus (leopard coralgrouper), 1704 nucleotides. RefSeq names its product NEDD4 binding protein 2-like 2 (gene n4bp2l2). NCBI's taxonomy places the organism in Eukaryota, Metazoa, Chordata, Actinopteri, Perciformes, Serranidae. The record is from RefSeq and is a predicted model, not a curated record. Gene Ontology annotation, molecular function: transcription corepressor activity. Gene Ontology annotation, cellular component: nucleus. Gene Ontology annotation, biological process: negative regulation of transcription by RNA polymerase II.
ACUUCCGUAAACACAAGGCAUCUGCAAUGUGGAAAUUGUUUGCCCGUUGUCUUUUGUUAGUGUCGUAUUUCCACCAUUUAUGCGUCCUGAAUGUUCACGAUGUCUCAUCCUGGAUUCUCCUGUACGACCUCUCCUGACAUAGAAAACCCCUGUGUUAAAGAAGAUGGUGGAGAUGACUCUGCUGACAGAGACGCUAAAGUUGAAAACAGAGACUCCAGCAGUCCAGUUAGUGAGAGGGAGCGUGUGUUAAAGCAGGUAGGAUUCACCAGCACCACCUUCAUUGGUCCAGCAUUUCCUCCACCAUCAACAACAGUCCAGUCUGACAUUGAAGACUCACUGAGUGAGUUUUACAAAGAGCUUGAGAAAAUCGAUACACCUGAUGGUGCUAAUGAUAUCCCAGUGAAACAAAAUGCAUCUUUUGUUCAACCAUCUAUACCUCCUGAAACAUCUACCAGCAGAGACACUCAGGGGAUAAGCGAGGAGAAAAGUGAUAACAAAUCUGCAGGCUACCAAAAAAACAGGCCGAAACAGCCGCCACGGUCACACUGGUAUCAGAAUGAGCCAUAUUGCACCAGGAGACCGAGGCUGGCUGCUCCUACUCAAGAUGAAAGACAUCAUCCUCAAACUCUAAACAGAACAACAAAUCCAAGAUUUCACAGACCCCCAUUCUGUGGUCCACCACUUCCUGCAUCCCCAAAUCCACAAAACCCACUGUCCUGCAUGGAGCAAAACUGGAGCUGUUCAGGCAUCUCUUACCGGUAUCAAGAGGAGUCGCACUUUCCAACAUUUUCUAGCUUCCCACCUCCGAAUGUAUGCAGUCCCCCCUCUCAGGGCUUUUAUGGAGAUUCUCCUCACCACUUCGACAGGGACGAACGAGGCUGUAGCUCCGAUGUCUACUCCGAUAAUAAAAAUGUUGGAUGGUCCAGAGGUGGAAGAGAAAAAUGGUGUCAGUUUGAUGAAGAUAAUGACAGACUCCAGAGGUAUGAAAGUGAAUCUUGGGAGCAUCACAGCCGACCUGCGGAUAACACUUAUGCACACCAUCCUUCCUUGGUGCUGAUCUUGAUGAGGGGACUACCGGGAUCUGGGAAAUCAACACUGGCCAGGGAGCUGCUCUCAACUGGUCCCAGUGGGCUCAUACUGAGCACAGAUGACUACUUUGCCCACAGAGAUGGCUACCGCUAUGACGCAGGGCUUCUUGGAGCGGCUCGAUGGAACCAGAACAGAGCAAAAGAUGCUAUGCAUGAUGGCCGCUCUCCCAUCAUUAUAGACAAUACAAACAUCCAAUCUUGGGAAAUGAAGCCAUAUGUCCAAAUGGCCUUGGAGAGAGGAUACAAAGUGGACUUUUGUGAACCCGACACCAGCUGGAAGUUUGAUCCAUAUGAGCUGGAGAAGAGGAACAAACACAGUGUUUCACAGGAGAAGAUAGCACAGAUGAUGGAUCGUUUUUCAUUUCCAAUAUCUGUGGACAUCGUCAUGAACUCACAAGAACCGCUUCAUGUGAACCAGAGACGUCGACCAGAGCAGCAACAGAUGAUGAGGAAGAACCAAGGUUUCCAUUACAUGGUUUCCAGAUGAAAAACACAACAUCUUGAAUAUUCAUAGCUGCUGUUUCUACUUGAUUUUUAAUACAUGAUUUUGUGUCUGUAAAUUUAUGUAAAGAAAGAAGAAAUCUAUUUUUCUCUGAAGAAGUUUUCAUAGUUAAAU